Agelaius phoeniceus (red-winged blackbird) is the source of this 3772-nucleotide messenger RNA. It is a transcript of the gene SOD2, whose product is annotated as superoxide dismutase 2. Gene Ontology annotation, molecular function: manganese ion binding; superoxide dismutase activity. The record is from RefSeq and is a predicted model, not a curated record. Gene Ontology annotation, cellular component: mitochondrion. Gene Ontology annotation, biological process: superoxide metabolic process. NCBI's taxonomy places the organism in Eukaryota, Metazoa, Chordata, Aves, Passeriformes, Icteridae.
CGCCCGGCUGCAGACGCCGCCAUGUUGUGCCGCUUCGCCGCCGCGAGCAGAAGCAGUGCCAAGUUGGUAGCACCCUUGGGGUGCUUGGUUUCUAGGCAAAAGCACACUCUUCCCGACUUACCAUAUGACUAUGCUGCUCUGGAACCUCAUAUUAAUGCAGAGAUCAUGCAGCUGCACCACAGCAAGCAUCAUGCCACCUACGUGAACAACCUGAACGUUGUCGAGGAGAAGUACAAAGAGGCAGUGGCAAAAGGUGAUGUUACAACUCAGGUGUCACUUCAGCCUGCCCUGAAGUUCAAUGGUGGGGGUCAUAUCAAUCACAGCAUCUUCUGGACAAACCUUUCUCCUAAUGGAGGAGGAGAACCUAAAGGAGAAUUGAUGGAAGCCAUCAAGCGUGACUUUGGUUCUUUUGCAAACUUCAAGGAGAAGCUGACAGCUGUAUCAGUUGGUGUCCAAGGAUCAGGCUGGGGGUGGCUUGGCUAUAACAAGGAGCAGGGGCGCCUACAGAUAGCAGCUUGUGCAAAUCAAGACCCUUUGCAAGGAACAACAGGUCUCAUUCCUUUGCUAGGCAUUGACGUAUGGGAACAUGCUUAUUAUCUUCAAUAUAAAAAUGUUCGACCUGAUUAUUUGAAAGCCAUCUGGAAUGUGAUCAACUGGGAGAAUGUAUCUUCAAGAUAUGCAACUUGCAAAAAGUAGAGUGGAAUUCUUGCACAGACUACUAAAAUGUCACCAGUUCUACUCUGAUACCACUCUUGUAGUAGUGCCUGUGGCUUACAAAUGAAUUGUUCUACUGCAGAAAGCACUUCACUCAUCCAACAAAAGCAUUUCAUAAUCAAGCAAAGUGUCUGCUUGUUUAAUUCUGUGAAAGGUAUUUACUUAGAGUUCUGAAGCUUUAAACUGUUGUGCAACAAAGGCAGGCACUUUAAUCUGUUCCAUUGCAUAUAGAAACAUAGGUCACCUUGCUGAAGCCUAAUGGAUUUCCUUGUUGCACUAAAGUACCUAAGUGGAAAUAUGUGCUACUGUUACUAUAAACAAAUAAAACUCAAAAGAAGAAUCUUCUAUAACUGUCUACAAGAGACUCAUUUUUAGUAAUAUCUGGUCUAGUUACUUGAUUUUAAAACAGUUGGAAGAGAAAAAUGCCUUUUGUAGUUUGUUGUAUUACAGGCUGCAGAGCUUUCAUAAAGGUUGAAAAGAUAAAUAAAGGGGAAAUAGGUGUUGCUGUGCCUGCCUGAAUUGACUGUCUUCAGUCAUCCCUACCCCUUCCUGCAUUUCUUAUGUGAGGUAUUUGUAUCACACUGAUGCACAAGCAUUGGAAGCAUUACUUUGCACAGAGAUUACAGUACUGGCUCAGGCAAAUUGUUCACAUAGGGCCUGAAUGACAGCAUGUGGCACUCAUUUUAUCCUAACUGUUCAGAUGUGUCUUAGACCAUCCUUUAACUGAAGGGGCUGAUUGCAUGCAUAUAUCAAGUACAAGUUGUCUCUGUCCAGCCGUCUUGCUGAAGCAGUAGUAACAAAUUAAACUUGAUGCUUGAAGGCAGGCAUGAAGUAACCUUUUUGUUGUAACAGAGCAUGCCCAUGGUCUUGAAAUAGUUGGUAUGUUGUGCCUACCAUGGUGUCUGCUUGAAGGUGAAGGAAACUGGAGUUUUUUUCUGUUCCUUACUACAUACAGUGAAGUACCACAUAGCAGAGAGGAAAAACAAAGUGGUGGAAUGCUCCUCAAUAUGAGUGAGUGCUGAGGCAGGGCUUUGGUGGUAAGUGCUGUAAUGUGUGUGCCACUCAUCCUGGUUCUGCACACUCCAAAGGAACAGGAGGUAAAUGUGCUUGUAGAUUGGUGCUCUGGAAAGGAGUGCUUAAGCUUGGAGGAAGCUUGAGUUAGCUCCAGGUGGUUGAGGAUUUUAACCACGGAGAGCUCCUCAAGCACAGCCAACAUUUGCUGAGGCUCUAAAGGCAGUAGUGCGAGACCCAGCACAUGCUGGUAAGGCUUAGUUUCUGCUGUGCACCAGGUUAAGAAAUUCCACUCCUCUCCUGCUUCCAGUCUGCUGGUGAGUCGGUUCUGCUACCUUGUGUCCUGUCUAGGUCUGAAUGUGCCAAGUCCUCAGCUCUAUACAAAAAGCAAUGUCUGUGGCAUAGGAAGAUGAGAACUUAUUAACUGUUGAAGGCAAAUAGUAGGGACAGUGAAGCAGUGAAAAGCAUUUAAUGUGUGCAGCACUAUAAGGUUGAGUAUGGGCCUGUAGCAAGUGUGUUAGCAAGUGUGCUAGCAAAGCUGUUGACUGGGCAGUGAAAGUGCAUAAACCUCUUACUAAUUGUGUUAGGCAGUAAGCUCAGAAUUGCUGCUGAGAACUAGCAUUUAGUGUUACUGUGGUUGCUGUGGAGGUGGGCAGGUCUGUCUCUCCCUACAUGAGCUGAGAAACAGGAAGGGGAAGCCUCACAGCUGAUCUCAAAUGCCCUGUGUGGACAAGUCUGAGAUGCAUUAGUCAAACAUGAAAUUACCAGUUUGUUCUAUCUAGACCUUCCUAACCCCAGAUGUAAAAAUAGCUCUGUGUGUUAAGUCAUCUCCAACCUGAACUGUGCCCAGUAUCACCAAUGAGCAUGGAAUUGAUCUGCAUGAAAGGAGCAAUGAGUUUGCAAAUUUCAGUGCUGGAUUAGUCUUUGACCUGGACCAAACAGAAAAGUUGCAAAAUUGCAUCCAGACAGACCCCAGGGCUUGGGCAUGUCGCUGCCGUGUUUGUAGACACAGUUAAUUUGUGUGUAGGCCACAUUAUGUUAAAAUAAAAACUUGGAAUAAUUUUCAAGAGGGCAACAAAGUGCAGUACCUAACCCAAAACCUGGGAAAUUAUAGUGUGUCAUGGGCUGAAAGAGCAGGGUGCAUCAGGGUGAACCCAUAAUAAAUACUUGCAGGUGCACACAGAGACUUUGGUUUGCACAUUGCAGAUUUUGGUGGCUGAAUGUUUCUCAGAAAUACGCAAUUGGGUCCAAAAGGGUUUGGUGGCUGAAUGUUUUUCAGAAACAUGCAAUUGGGUCCAAAAGGGCAAUCUGUGCUGAGAAAUGCAAGUGCACGUUUGUGACUUUUCAGACUAUAAAAAGGCAUUAGAAGGCCAAUAUGAAUCACAAGGUGUGUGUAUCUCAUUCUGUACCAGAACAGAUGAAAGUAAUUCACAGCCAGCCAAACUGAGCUCUUACAGCCUUUCUGCCACCCCCUGUGGCAGGCUGUGGGAAUGAUGCCAUGGCCAGUGCCAGUGAGCCCUCAGGAUGGCACCUUCAGCCUCCUGGAAAACAGGGGGGGUCUGUGGGUGUCUGCUGAGCAUGCAGAAAUGGAAAUAGAUCAAAGAGGCUUUUCCCCUCUAGCUUCUAAUUGCCACCUUGCAAUUUUUUUUUAUUUUACCUUCAUCUACAGCAUGCAUUAAAAAUCCCCCAAAGUAGUAAACCCCUAAACUGUCUCCAGAAAACACUGACAGUGACACAGCUUGUGAGCUGGUAUGCUCUCCUAGAUAUCAAAGGCUCUUUAUUUACUGAAGACUUACUUGUCUGUACUUUGCAUUCAAGAAUUUAGUUCUCUUCAUGUAGUAAAGUUGGUUUAAAAUGCCACUGUGCCAUUCAGCUAAUAUUUUACAUGCCUGUUGCAUUGACCUUGCAGAAGUUAAUCAUUACACUACUAUAAAAUGAAAGAGUUGUGUUUGCAGUCAUGUCUAAUACUGAAGAAAUAAAAGCACUGGUAACUUGGUAGGCUUAAUCUGCUUUUCUUCUGCUUAAUAAUUAAAAGUAAUUCUCUCAG